Molecule: messenger RNA, 2375 nt
Organism: Nicrophorus vespilloides
Lineage: Eukaryota; Metazoa; Arthropoda; Insecta; Coleoptera; Silphidae
Product: lipase maturation factor 2-like
Exons: 8
Coding region: 153-2069 (638 amino acids)
Biological process (GO): protein maturation
Cellular component (GO): endoplasmic reticulum membrane
Source: RefSeq, a predicted model, not a curated record
UCCGCGUUCUUGCGCACUCCGACGAUGUUUUUGGGGUCGGGUGCUGGAUGUGUGAAUGUUUACGCGUCGACAGCGUUCAGAAGAGAGGCAGUGCCGGCGAAAAACUGGAUUCCCGUAGCGAGGAAUAGUGUGUAUGGGACGAGCGAAGGAGGAUGUCUUUCCUUAAGUACGCCAAGAGGUUCUCCUCUACGACCCCCGUCAAGUAUACGCGCAACAUCUUCCUGAGGGCGGUGUGCGUCGUCUAUCUGUUCGCAUUCAUCUCGUUCUACGUGCAAAUACCAGGGCUCUACGGUGACAAUGGCGUCCUUCCGGCCAAAUCCGUCCUGGAGAAUAGCAAGCACAAGACCCUCUCGACGAAGGUCCACUAUCAACCCACGUUGCUCUGGUUGGCACCUUACUUGGGCCUAGAUACCAACUACGCUCUCGACGUUUUAGCCCUUCUCGGAGCAUUUUUGGCCUUCAGCGGUUUCGUGUCCUACAAGAUUUGCAGACUGCCGCUAUUUGGCGGCCUGUGGUCGCUCUACUUUUCCCUGUACCAGGUCGGUCAGGUCUUCGUAACAUCGCAAUGGGAUGACCUUCUGCUGGAGGUUGGCUUUCUGUGUUUGCUGAUUGCUCCGAUCCUGCGGGUAAGGAACAGCGGAGGAAAACAAUCGCCCAUCGACCCGGUCGUCUUUUGGUUGCCGCUGUGGUUGCUCUUCAGGUUCCUCUUCACCACCGGAGUCGUUAAACUCUUGAGCGGCGAUCCGAAAUGGUGGGAUCUUUCCGCGUUGGGUUACCAUUUCCAAGGGAUGGUUCUACCUACACCUCUGUCGUGGUACGCUCACCACCUUCCGGAGGUGGCCCUGAAGUACGCCAUGCUCUAUGCAAAUAUCUGCGAAAUCGCCUUUCCAUUCCUGUUCUUCGUGCCGAUCAGGAGCACCAGAUAUAUAGCUUUCGCGGCUCAGGGAGUUCUACAAUUUUUCAUCAUAAUAACCGGGAAUUUCAGUUUCCUGAACGCCCUCAUUCUGGCCUUGAUGAUUUCGCUCUUCGAUGAUUACUAUUUUAUCGGAGAGCCCAAAGGGAAGAAUUCGAAAGGUCUCACCGCCUUGUCCUUCGUCAUCUUCACGUGCACUCUCUUGGGUAUCACCACGUUAUGCACCUUCCCUGGUAAAGGAUAUAUUCCCACAUUCACAUUCAGCAAGGAAGAGUUCAAAAUGGCAAGUUUCUUCAUGGUCAAGGCCUCUUACUACAUUGGUUUCUUGACUUUAGCGAUACUCAUGUUGAAGUCUUUUGUCGCAUCAUUUCUUGAUGGCAAUUUUAUGUCGCGUAUCUUCCGUUGGAUAUGCGCCUUCUUGUACGCUGCUCUCGCCUUCCUGGUGUUCAGCGCCAGUUUGGUGCCCUUGUAUUCGCACCAUCCGACUACCAACAACACCCUCAGCGAGCAAGUUCGAACGGCUUUCAAAAGGUUGCACAAGAUCCACGCAAUCAACGCUUACGGCCAGGCAAAGAGUGUGACCGGAACCGACGGGAGACCCGAAAUAGUUUUGGAAGGUUCCAACCAUCUGGAGGGACCUUGGACCGAAUAUGAUUUCCUGUACAAACCAGGCAAUGUUAAUCAUUCGCUACCCUUCGUCGCUCCGCACUCCCCGAGAUUGGAUUGGCAGAUGUGGUCCGCGGCUCACAGCACCUACGAGAAGCAACCGUGGUUGCUGUCUUUGACGCACAGACUGUUGGAAGGAAGACCCGAAGUGUUAGCUCUGAUGGGCUCAUCACCUUUCGAAAAACCACCAAAGUACAUUAGGGCUACUUUGUACAAGUACAAAUUCUCCGAUUGGACUCAAAGGAAAACGCAAACGUGGUGGGUUCGAGAACGCGUCCGUGAAUACUUCCCGGCCUUCACCAAAGAUUCGCCCACUCUGGUGGAUUACCUAAGGGCCAGGAAUUUGAUGCCCACGGCAAGCAAACAACCUGUGAAUCCUCUGUGGAAGCAGGGAUUGGAUGCCAUCAGAAAGUCGACUGUCCAGCUGGAAGCGUCGCUUUUGAUCUGGGCAGCAUUCACGGCCGGUUGCGCCGUAAUCACCAUCAGAUAAGUUCCAAUAAUCGGAGACGAAGAAAUGCACUUACAUUUUUAAAACCAAGUCGGAUUUAGAAGAACGUACUACAACUACUACAAUUGAACCAGGCGAAGCGCACCCCUCGUUUGUGUGUUUGUACAAUAAACAUAGAUAUAGUGUUAAGGGAAGGAAUCUAGAUGUUGUUUUUCUUUCAUAAUCGAUCUUGAUAAUUAUUAUAUAUUCGAGACUCUACUCUGUAUUCUUCUUAGCGAGUACAGUUUUUCUAUCUAAAACCGAGUUUAUAUUUUUGUUGCACUUCUGUGAUUUGUUUAUUUCGUUUUG